Molecule: messenger RNA, 492 nt
Organism: Phaeoacremonium minimum UCRPA7
Lineage: Eukaryota; Fungi; Ascomycota; Sordariomycetes; Togniniales; Togniniaceae
Exons: 3
Coding region: 1-492 (163 amino acids)
Cellular component (GO): membrane
Source: RefSeq, a predicted model, not a curated record
AUGGUUUUCAACAUCGUGCUUCCACUUCGCGGCGCCCAGCUCCUUUUCGGCGUAAUUGUCUUGGGACUGUCUGGAUAUGUUGCCAACUGGUACAAUGUUGACACUUUGACAUCGUCCCCUUCUGAGGUCAACUUCUUGAUCUUCGUCCCCUUGUGGUCCUUCAUUACCAUUGGAUAUAUCGAGGGUAUUUCAAGAUUUGUACCGAAGUUCUACUUCCCCAUCGCUGCCGUCGUCCUCGAGGUUAGCAACAUCAUGUUCUACUUCGGCGGCUUCGUCGCCCUGGCCGUCUUCCUCAGCAGACUGCUCUUCUGCCGGGGCAUGGUCUGCGCCGCCGCCCGCGCCGACACCGCGUUCGCCUCUUUCGGGUUCGUCAUGUGGGCCGCGACCGCGGCCUUCACGAUCAGGGACUUCGCCAAGACCGGCCUGGUCCGCCGCAGGUCGCCCGCCGGCCUCUCGGGCCCGGCCAUGAAGGAGGCUGCGAUGGCCGCAUAG